GGCUGCGGGCGGCGUCGCCAACCCAAAAAGCGAGACGGAAACCAGGCGUGUGAGGCGUCUUCCUGAGACGGACCGGCAACCGUCACCUGGUUUACCUGUUGUGGAGGACUACAGUUUACAAUGCCCGUGCUACCUGUUGUGCCAGAGAGUCAGAGUCAUGUACUCGCUGAAUUCGACUGCCUGAAUCCGCUUCUGUCCGCUCUUCGCUUAGACUCUGGCAGACUCAAGUGUACCUCUUUAGCUGUGUCAAGGAAGUGGCUCGCGUUAGGAACAUCUGCAGGAGGGGUGCACCUCAUUCAGAGGGAGGGUUGGAAACAGCGGCUCAUUCUUACUCACAAGGAGGGAUCUAUCACUCAGGUGGCAUGUUGCCCACACGACGAGGACUUCAUAGCUGUUGCUACAAGUCAGGGCCUGGUGGUAGUGUGGGAACUCCAGCUGGAGCGCCGGGGUCGUCCAGAGAGAGUUAGUGUGUCUUGGGAGCACAGGGAACAUGCCAUCACGUCACUCUGCUGGGACACAAGCUCUAUCAGAGUUUUUGCUGGGGAUGCAGGGGGCAAGGUGUCCUUCCUCCGUGCCGGAUCCUCCAAGCUGGGCAAGGGGUCAGCAUUUGUAAUUUUCCCUGUUCAGACUGUAACCAUUGUUGACUCUCGAGUGGUUCAGCUGGGAUACCAAGAUGGCCGCCUGCUUGUGUCCUCUAUGAGCCGCUGUUACCUGUGUGACACAGAGAGGGAGAAGUUCUGGCGUGUUGGAAACAAGGAGCGUGAUGGAGAGUACGGAGCCUGCUUUUUUCCUCAAAGCCGAGGAGCAACAAUGGGUCAGCCUCCGCUGCUGUAUUGUGCUCGCCCAGGGUCUCGCAUAUGGGAGGCCAAUUUUAAUGGAGAAGUCCUGAGCACCCAUCAAUUCAAGCAGCUACUGACUUGCCCUCCAUUACCGCUCAUCAGUUACAGAAGGGAGCCACAUUACAACCCCACACAGAGGACCUCCCAGUCCAUUGCUUUUCCAAAGCUGCUUCAUAUGGGGGACCAACAUUUGCUUUCCUGGACUAAUUCAGCUAUUUAUAUCUUCACACCACAAAGUGGUCAAGUACUUCUCUGGACUGAAAUCCAAGAUGUGGUCGACAUUGGAGUCUACCGCAGUGAGCUCUUCUGUCUCCAUGGCAACGGACAUCUGUCCCAGCUGUCCUUGUUGUCUGCAGAGCGUUGCAUUGAGCGCCUGUUGCGCAGGGAGUCCUGGCCUCUGGCUGCUGCCGUCUGCUGUAUGUUCCAGCACGCCAUCACCCCAAGCAGAGCAAGGAAAGUGAUUCCCAUCGACCGUCUAGACCAUCUGAGGUCCCAGCUCACUUCCGCCACACAUACGGAGCUGAUUGGCCAGUUGGAGGAAGUAAUUACCAAGCUAGAGCCUUUAGAUUCGGCCUCAAGCAGCCGCAGAAGCAGUAUUUCUUCACAUGAGAGCUUCAAUGUUCUGGAUUGUGGAAUCUACCGUGUCAUCAGCCGCAGGGGCAGCCAGUCAGAUGAGGAGACGAGCUCUCUUGUCAACCAGUCGAUGUCGGUGGAGGAGCGGCUCAAGGACUUUACUUUUGGGCAGGAAGAAGAUCAAAUGGAACACGAUCCCCCGAGCAGUGAGCGCAUGGAGAGUGAGCGGUCUGAGCCCGGCUUGCAAUUCCACCUCCCUCUCUCAUUCCGCUCCAAACCCCCCCGCAUCGGGUUGCAGGCUGUCAAAGACAGUGUCUCCAGCUUUGUGAAGAAGACAACGGAAAAGAUUAAUACCCUACAGAUGAACACUGACCGCUGGCCACGCCCUGACCCUAGAGAGACCAGUCAGGUUGACAUUUCAGCCACCACAGAACCGUCUCCUGCAGACCCUGAAAAUGAGGUUUAUAUUGAAUUAUCAAACACAGAGACCGACCUGCAGGAGCUUGAAAAAGCAACACAGCAAGCUGUCUCCCAGAUGUCGGAUCCUUUGAUCCUGUUGGACCCAGAUUGUCUGAGAGAAGUUCUGUUUGAGUGGCACUCUGUGCUAGAGAGAAUUCUGGGGCCUGUGGAGCUGGGAUCAGCUGAGGAUCGCUCAAUUUUGGAUAGAUCAGGAGAGGAGAGGCUAGAGAGGGACCAUCCAGAAGCCGCUCCAGAGCAGUUAGAGCAAUCUAAUUGCUCAUUAGAGGAACCAACAGAACGUGUUGAAGGUGAGAGGAGAGAAAAUUCCUUAGACCUGGAAGAGAAUGAGGAUCCAAGUGAAAGCCACCUGACAUCUGAGUCCUGUGAGAAAGUGGCUGUAGCUUCAAAUGGGGGCCAGUCAGAACCUGUGCAACUGGAGUCUUCCAAGCCUCUACCGUCAGACCUCCUAGCAGAUCUCAGCCAGUUGGCCAUGUUGUACCUGGAACUUAGCUGCUUCAGUAAACAGGUGGGGCCGGGAGGGGUCACAGCAGUGGGGGUAACAACGUUCUUGCGCCGCUACUUCUUCCUGCUAGACCAGGAGCGUGUGAGAAGAAUGUGCCUGCUCCGUUACCAGCAGCAGCCUGAGGUGCAGCGCUCCUUCAUUGAGGCCAUGCUAGAUCUCACUCAGUCUAGCAAGGUGGUGGAGGUGAUCCGGAGAGGGGAUUUGCUGAAAUCCCUGCGCAGCCUUAAAGAGUUACAUCCCUGGAGUGCUCCCCAACUCCUCGCUCACCUUCACAGGAUGUAUGAAAAACACGGGGAAGUGGCUGUACGCUCUUUUACACAGUUCUAUCCCACAAUUACCCCUGCUGACAUAAUGGCCAUGGCUCAACAAAGCCACUUUUUAGCAUACCUGGAUAAUCUGGUUCAUUCACAGGCUGAGGAUCAAAGGCUGUCAUUUUUGGGGUCCCUACUUCAACCAGAAUCAUUGCGACAGGACUGGCUUGAGCUGGCACUGACCCAUGAUGCGCCUAAACUAUCUGAUACCCAAGCCCCUGAUGGACAACCCAGAUGGCAUUCCCAUUUUUUCAGCUGGGGAUACGGACGCCUCCUGUGGCUCUUAGUUCAUCUUCCUGCAGACUUGUCCUCCAAACAGAGGAUGGCAGAAACCUGCCGCAACCAUGGGUACUGGACUGGCUAUCUUUAUUUGUGCUCUGAGCUGCAAUAUCGAACUGAGGCUUUCUCUGCCAUCUGUCGGCUGGAUGACAUUAGUCUGCUGGAGGAACCUCAUGGUGUUGUGCCUCAGACCUUGGACGAGUGGAAGCUCCUCAUCCAGCUGUCCCAGCAGUGCAGUAACUUGUCACAGACCGUUGCGAGCUCCAAUGGCGGCGGCUCGCCUAACAGUUCGGAAGAUUGCAGCCGCCAGGUGAACCCAGAGAACCUGACCCUGAGGCUAGCUCGAGCCAUGGGACCUGACCGCGCCCUCGCAGCUUUGGAGGAAUGCGGGGUGCAGCUGGCCCUUCCAGCCCAAUCCACGCUGGUUUGUGAGCUGCUUAAAGUGGCUGAGAAGAGGCAGAGAGCUAUGAUUCAGACCAUGCUUGAGCGCUGUGAUCGAUUCCUCUGGUCUCAGCACGCCUAACCGAGGCGAACGCCAUUCGCACGCACUGCAUGGAGAUCUGCUUAGCUUAGCCAAGCAAGCUACCUGCUGUUGACAAUGUGACAAAACUCAAAGGUCAUUAGUCGAACUUCUCAAAUCCAGGUAAAAGCACAAUGUCUUCCCAGUGAGGAGAGAAAACAGUUUUUUUUUCUCCUUUAUUCACAAACCCCGCGACCCUGAGGGCAGGAUAGGCGGUUUGAAUAAUGGAUGGAUGGAUAUUCACUAAUCUGUAAUCAUAUCAGCAUGAAAUUUGAGAGAAAGCUUUAUAUUAACCAAAACUCGUUUUUUCUGACAUCACUUAAAUCACGUUUUCUAAUUAAACAAUGUUUGGAGGGCAUGUAAGGUUAAGCAAACAUACCUAUAUAUUUGCAAUAAAAUGCCAAAUGAAUAGCUAGACUUAAAUGGCUGUGACAAAAAAAAGGAGUAAACUGUGAACAAAUUAAGUGUCUGAGUGUGCUUGCCUCUGAAUAUUUAAGUGAAUAAACUGUAUG
Messenger RNA from Lampris incognitus (smalleye Pacific opah), 4016 nucleotides. It is a transcript of the gene hps5, whose product is annotated as HPS5 biogenesis of lysosomal organelles complex 2 subunit 2. The record is from RefSeq and is a predicted model, not a curated record. Gene Ontology annotation, cellular component: cytoplasm. Bases 121 to 3507 code for a protein of 1128 amino acids. Lineage: Eukaryota; Metazoa; Chordata; Actinopteri; Lampriformes; Lampridae. Gene Ontology annotation, molecular function: protein binding. Gene Ontology annotation, biological process: developmental pigmentation. The transcript has 23 exons.